AUGCCGGAUUGGGAAGUCUACGUCAUCGUUUCACCUGAUUUUUCCCCUCUACAAACCCAUUAUAAUAAUUCUAGUUUUCUCUGUGGUUUUGAUACCGGAGAGGAAUCUCCGGCUGUUCCCGCCGGUGAGCUUCCAUUUCCGGUCCGGUCCAUUUUCAACUGCAAACUUCCUAGCCGGGCUCGUCGGAGAUUGCCGUUUACGCAACCCAUUUUGACGAGCUCUUCUGCUAAUGUUUCUUAUCGGAAUUCACCUUCGCCGGAGCUGUUACGGUGGAGUUUUCUCGUCUACGACUCUCUCACAACUGAUGACGACGUCGUUUUAUUCGUCAAAGGGUUAAACAAUCAUCAAGGCAUUAACAGAGAACCCACAGAAUUCACCUGUAUUUUCGGCGACGGCGUUAAAACCGCCGUGGCAAGUUCAGUACAAGAAGUUUUCCGUUGUACACGGCCGGAUUUCGCCGUUAAUAAGCCAAUCAAAGUGUCAAUUGAAAUUGUAGGACCCACUCCUAUUGUGGUCCCUACAGUAGCCUAUUAUUCGCCACAACGGAAACUUGCUAGCCCUGAAAAAGCUAACCUCUGUUUUUGCACUAUGGUGUACAACGUGGCUAAAUUCUUAAGAGAAUGGGUUUUAUACCAUUCUAAAAUUGGAGUUGAAAAAUUUAUAUUAUAUGAUAAUGGAAGUGAUGAUGAUUUAGCCACAGUUGUUGAGGAGCUAGUUGAAGAAGGCUAUAAUGUGCAAACUUAUUUUUGGCUAUGGCCAAAAACGCAAGAAGCUGGUUUUUCCCAUAGUGCAAUUUUUGCUAAGGAUUCAUGUUCAUGGAUUAUGUACAUUGAUGUAGAUGAAUUUGUGUACUCUCCAUCUUGGUCAAAUUUAACUCAACCAUCAAAAUUACUAUUACCUUCUAUAUUACCGAGUUCAGAAGGAAUAUCGACUGUGAACAACAACAACAUACUCAGUGUAAUCGCACAAGUGGGAUCUAGAAAAUCGACCAUGAAAAAUGUUGCACAAAUUAGCAUCCCUUGUUAUGAAUUUGGACCGUCGAAACAGAAGGUACAUCCAGCAAAGGGAGUGGUACAAGGGUAUAAUUGUAGGAGAAAAAUGGAGAAUAGACACAAGUCUGUAGUAUUUUUGGAUGCUGUGGAUUAUUCUUUGCUUAAUGUGAUACAUCAUUUUAAGUUGAAGCCAGGGUACAAUGUGAAGAAACUGAAUGUUCUUGAAAUGGUGGUGAAUCAUUAUAAAUAUCAAGCUUGGCCUGAAUUUAAGGCUAAAUUUAGGAGAAGGGUGUCAGCUUAUGUUGUGGAUUGGACUAAACCAUUGAACCUUGGUUCGAAUGAUCGAGCUCCCGGGUUAGGAUAUAGUCCUGUUGAGCCUAAAGGGUGGCAGAGGAAGUUCUGUGAGGUGUAUGAUAAUGGUUUAAAAGAUUUGACAUGGAGAUGGUUUGCCUUGGCAAAGAUGAACUAUUCAGGAAAUUGA
This is a messenger RNA of Nicotiana attenuata, 1473 nucleotides long. RefSeq names its product glycosyltransferase family 92 protein Os08g0121900-like. The transcript has a single exon. The coding region runs from base 1 to 1473 and encodes 490 amino acids. NCBI's taxonomy places the organism in Eukaryota, Viridiplantae, Streptophyta, Magnoliopsida, Solanales, Solanaceae. The record is from RefSeq and is a predicted model, not a curated record.